Molecule: messenger RNA, 282 nt
Organism: Ilex paraguariensis (yerba mate)
Lineage: Eukaryota; Viridiplantae; Streptophyta; Magnoliopsida; Aquifoliales; Aquifoliaceae
Source: the annotation of a GenBank genome assembly
AUGGAUUACAAAGUGUCAUCUUCUUCGGGAGGUUGCUUACAUGGAAAGUUUAUCGAUGCAACACCAUUUGCAAGCUCAGAUAAGAAGGCUAACUCAGGCAACGAAUAUAAAUCCAGUUCGCUUGUCGAUGAACUAGGUUCCAUGUUAACUGAUUGUGGGUUUAAUUAUCAUGGUUUAGAGGUCCUGUACAGUGGAGUUUACGGGACAGAACUAACGUGUGAGAUAUUUAUUGGGCCUGUUUAUUAUCAGCGACUCCGGCAUAUGGUUUCAGACAAAUAUCAG